This is a messenger RNA of Paramuricea clavata, 369 nucleotides long. The record is from the annotation of a GenBank genome assembly. NCBI's taxonomy places the organism in Eukaryota, Metazoa, Cnidaria, Anthozoa, Malacalcyonacea, Plexauridae.
AUGAAACUUAAUCCAAGAAAAUGCAAAGAAAUGCUAUGCAACUUUAUGCUUAACCCGAAUAUUGUAGAGAAACCAAUAUUUAUCGGUGAUCAAGAGAUUGAACGGGUUUCAACCUAUAAGCUUUUAGGUGUCGUACUUAGUGAUGACUUAAAAUGGAAUAGCCACAUUGAUUAUAUCGUCUCGAAAGCUAGCAAACGUUUAUACGACCUUAGACUUAUGAAAUGGGCUGGUGCAAAACCGCCAGUUAUUCUUAAGAUAUACAAGAGUACUGUUAGACCAAUUCUUGAAUAUGCAGUGCAAGUGUGGCAAAGCAUACCAGGAUAUUUGUCUGGUCGUGUCGGAAUAUACAAAAAAGAGGGUAUAAUAUAA